UGUGCUUUUGUUUGAAAGAAAAGCACAUACACACCAUGUUCUUGAGUUAAAACUUUUCUCCUGCUUUACGGAAGUCAAAGCUCAAAAAAGAAGAAAAAAAACCAAGAUUGUAAACAGCAAAACCAAACUAUAAUCAUUUGAGCUGAAACCUCUUGCAAAAAUGGAGAAUCUACCUCCCGGUUACCGUCCCAAUGUUGGUGUAUGUCUAAUCAAUUCGGAUAAUCUGGUAUUUGUAGCUUCAAGAUUGAAUGUUCCUGGAGCAUGGCAGAUGCCACAGGGAGGCAUUGAAGAUGGAGAGGAUCCAAAGUCAGCCGCCAUGAGAGAGUUACAAGAAGAAACUGGGGUCGUUUCAGCUGCAAUCAUUGCUGAGGUUCCAAAUUGGUUGACAUAUGAUUUCCCACCUGCAGUGAAGGCAAAGGUUAACCGUCUCUGGGGUGGUGAAUGGCAUGGUCAAGCGCAGAAAUGGUUCCUAGUGAGACUGAUAAAGGAUGAGGACGAAAGAGAGAUCAAUCUAGCAAACAACGAAGCGGAUUCAGAGUUUUCGGAGUGGAAAUGGGCGAGACCUGAAGAAGUGGUAGAGCAAGCAGUUGAUUACAAAAGGCCAACCUACGAACAAGUCAUCAAGACUUUUGGUUCUUACUUGAAUGCUCCAGGAAUAGCUGCUAAAUGUAAAUCAGCCAAGUGGUAAGAAGAAAACCUAAGAUCAAUGUUUGUCUUUAUAAAGUUUAUAUUUUUAUUUUGGGUUCCUUUUAAUGGAACCCUUUUGGAAUGAAAAGGUUUGCUUAGGUGUUUUUUGUGUUCAGUUUUGUAAAUUGGUUAUUGUUACUAGAAUGUUUUGGUUUAAUUUCGGGGUUAUUGUAAUAAAAGUCUUUGUUAGGAUUCAAAAAGGAAUGACUUGUAUUUGUGUU
Messenger RNA from Brassica oleracea var. oleracea, 908 nucleotides. RefSeq names its product nudix hydrolase 25-like. The transcript has 7 exons. Gene Ontology annotation, biological process: nucleoside phosphate metabolic process; ribose phosphate metabolic process. The coding region runs from base 161 to 688 and encodes 175 amino acids. Gene Ontology annotation, cellular component: chloroplast. Gene Ontology annotation, molecular function: bis(5'-adenosyl)-pentaphosphatase activity; guanosine-3',5'-bis(diphosphate) 3'-diphosphatase activity. Lineage: Eukaryota; Viridiplantae; Streptophyta; Magnoliopsida; Brassicales; Brassicaceae. The record is from RefSeq and is a predicted model, not a curated record.